AUGAACCGAUCAUGGAAGCCGACCGUGCUGAGAUCACACGGGUUGCCACGCGACAAAAGUCAUGAUCCCGCUCUGGAUCCUUCCGACUCCGCCUUCGACAUAUACAAAUGGGCCAAGAUGGUCCUGCGGGAAGCAGAGGGCGCGAACAUCAAGCUACGUCGUGCUUCAAUCACAUUCAAGAACCUGAACGUAUCAGGCUCUGGGAUCGCCAUGAAUCUCCAGCCGACGGUAGCAUCAUACCUUCUCGCUCCUUUGCGCAUAGCCGAGUGGAUCCGCUUUGCGAAGAAGCCGCAGAGAAAGAUUCUCACUGGCUUUGACGGCGUUGUGAAGCCUGGAGAGAUGCUGCUGGUCUUGGGACGGCCCGGAAGCGGAUGCUCGACGCUCUUGAAGACUUUAGCCGGAGAACUCCAUGGCUUGAAAGUAAAGGAUGACUCGAUCAUACACUACAGUGGAAUACCUCAGCAGCAGAUGAUCAAACAUUUCAAGGGCGAAAUCGUCUACAAUGCCGAAGUCGAUAUACAUUUCCCCCAUUUGACGGUCAGACAGACUCUCGAAUUUGCUGCUGCCAUGCGUACUCCACGAAAUCGAAUCUUGGGUGAUUCUCGGAACGAAAACGUCAAGAGAAUGACCGCCGUAGCAAUGGCCGUUUGCGGGUUGACCCACGUUCAAAACACGAAAGUGGGAAAUGCCUAUGUACGAGGUGCAUCUGGAGGAGAGAGGAAGCGAGUGAGCAUUGCGGAGAUGCUUCUCUCAUUCUCACCUAUAGGUUGUUGGGACAACAGUACGCGCGGUCUGGAUGCCUCCUCUGCUAUCACGUUCGUCCGUACACUCAGAUUGAGUGCCGAUUUGAGCGGCUCUGUCCACGUAGUCGCCGCCUAUCAGGCUUCCCAGGCGAUGUACGACGCCUUCGACAAGGUCGUGGUUCUGUAUGAGGGUAGAGAGAUCUACUUUGGUCCAACCAAUCUUGCCAAGGAUUACUUUACAGAGAUGGGAUGGCUCUGCCCAGCUCGCCAACCAACCCCUGACUUUCUGACCUCAAUCACAAAUGUGGACGAAAGGAGAACGCGACCAGGAUACGAAGAGAAAGUCCCCCGAACUGCUGUCGAAUUUGAACAAUACUGGCGAAAAUCAGGACUUUGCAAGUCCCUCCAACAAGAAAUCAGGACUCAUGAAGAAGAAGGUUAUGGCUCCGCCGCAGCCGAUGAAUUCAAGGCCGCGCGCCGCGCGGUCCAAGCGCACCAUGUUCCUCCGAGCUCUCCCUACACUGUUUCAACGCCGAUGCAAGUUCAGAUUUGUACCAAGCGAGGCUUUCAGCGUCUAUGGAAUGAAAGAGUGAUCCGACUCACGUUAAUUAUCGGACAAGGAAGCAUGUCCCUCAUUAUCGGCUCCAUUUUCUACGGAACGAUCAACGAUACCAACAGUUUCUUCGCAAAAGGCUCUACCAUUUUCUUUGCUGUGUUAUUGAAUGCUCUUAUUGCGGUCACGGAAAUCAAUCGUUUGUAUGAUCAAAGACCUAUCGUGGAGAAGCAAGUCUCUUACGCUUUCUACCACCCGUUCACAGAGGCAUUGGCAACUGUGAUAGCGGAUCUACCAGUCCAGCUGCUCACCGCAGUGAUCUUCAACGUUGUCCUCUAUUUCCUGUCAGGUCUGAGGAGGGAAGCGGCACAGUUUUUCAUCUUCUUCCUUUUUGCCUUUGUGACAAGGCUGGCAAUGACCGGACUGUUCAGAACGAUCGGCGCAGCGACCAAAACAAUUACAGAAGCACUGGCGAUCGCAGCCGUGUUCGUCCUCGCAAUAGUAAUCUACACAGGGUUCACAAUACCUCGACCGGAUAUGCAUCCUUGGUUCAAGUGGCUUUCAUGGUGCAAUCCGGUUGCAUAUUCAUUUGAAGCACUUCUCGUCAAUGAGUUCCAUGGAAGACAGUUUCCGUGUGGCAACUUUGUUCCUGCGUAUCCGAACCUAGUCGGGAAUACGUUCAUUUGUUCCGUUCCCGGUGCGGUUGUUGGCCAAUCCACUGUAUCCGGUGACACAUAUCUCGAACAAUCCUACGGAUACAGUUACAGCCACAUCUGGCGGAAUCUUGGUAUAUUGAUUGCUUUCUUGGCUUUCUUCAUGACAACUUACCUCGGAAUAACCGAAAUCAACUCAAAACCAGAAGGCAAGGGAGAGGUCUUGCUUUUCCGUCGCGGACAUGUACCACGCUACAUCGAGGAGGGUUUGAGACAUGAGAACCAAGAGGAUCCUGAUGCUCCGCUCGCAAUGACCGGGAGAAAUAACACCCAAGAUGAAGAGAUCCGGGCCAUUCCGCCGCAAAAAGCCAUCUUUACCUGGCACAAUGUCAACUACGAUAUUCCGGUCAAGGAAGGGACACGCAGGUUGCUCGACCAAGUAUCAGGAUGGGUCAAGCCCGGAACGUUAACAGCCCUAAUGGGUGUAUCAGGUGCUGGGAAGACAACACUGCUGGAUGUUUUAGCCCAGCGCACCUCGAUCGGGGUUGUGACUGGUGACAUGUUGGUGGACGGAAAGCCGUUGGAUCCCAGUUUCCAACGAAAAACAGGGUAUGUUCAGCAGCAGGAUCUCCACCUCGAGACCUCAACUGUUCGCGAAGCAUUGCGCUUCAGCGCCGUGGUCCGUCAACCAAAAUCUGUCUCUAAGAAAGAGAAAUACGAGUACGUGGAGGAAGUGAUCAAGAUGAUCAACGCGGAAGACUUCGCCGAGGCCGUAGUUGGUGUACCAGGAGAAGGACUCAAUGUUGAGCAACGGAAACUCCUUACGAUAGGAGUCGAGCUCGCUGCAAAGCCUGCCCUCCUGUUUUUCCUCGAUGAACCAACCAGUGGGCUAGAUUCACAAAGUUCCUGGUCUAUCCUCAGGUUCCUCCGAAAGCUUGCCGACCAUGGCCAAGCUGUGCUCUCGACCAUUCAUCAACCAAGUGCGCUACUGUUUCAGGAGUUUGAUCGCCUACUUUUCCUCACCACUGGAGGUCGGACUGUCUAUUUCGGCGACAUCGGCUCCAACUCGCAGACUCUCACCAGCUAUUUCGAGAGACAGGGAGCCAGGCCCUGCACUGAUUCGGAAAAUGUGGCAGAGUACAUGCUGGAAGUUGUCAACCCUGAAGCAAGUGCUCAAGCCAAUCAUGAUUGGGUCGAGAUCUGGAGAACAAGCGAGGAGAACAAGCUGAUGCUGGCAGAGUUGGACCAAAUCAACCUGGAAAGAAGCAGAAUUCCCGUGGAGGACAACAGCGUCACGAACCUUAGCCAGUUCGCCGUUCCGAUUUACACGCAGACCUAUCAUACGACGAUCCGCGCCUUUCAGCAGUAUUGGAGAACUCCCGGAUAUGUCCUUCACAAGUUUGGCCUUGGUGUUGCUUCAGCUCUAUUUAUUGGCUUCUCAUUUUGGCAGUCCAACAGCUCUCAACAAGGGCUGCAGAAUGUCCUACUCAGCGUCUUCAUGCUCACAUCGAUAUUCACGGCUUUGAUCCAGCAGAUCAUCCCCAGAUUCGUCAUCCAACGAUCACUUUACGAAGUCCGCGAACGCCCGUCAAAGGCUUAUUCGUUUGUGGCGUUCCUCCUCGCCAACAUUCUCGUGGAGAUCCCCUACCAAAUCCUGCUCGGCAUCAUGGCAUAUGCUUCCUAUUACUACUCAGUCUUUGGCAUACAAUCUUCCGAAAGACAAGGUCUUGUCUUAUUAUUCUGCGUACAAUUUUUCGUCUAUGCAAGCACAUUCUCCCAAAUGGUGAUUGCAGCUCUGCCUGACGCGGAGACGGCUGGCAUUAUUGCAACGCUCAUGUUCGCCAUGUGUGUUAUAUUCAACGGCGUGCUUCAACCACCGGACGCACUUCCGGGGUUCUGGCACUUUAUGUACCGCGUGAGUCCCUUCACCUACAUUAUCGACGGCAUCGUGGCGACAGCACUACACAGUCGCAAGGUCGUGUGCGCGGAGAACGAGUUGAGCGUCUUCUCCCCGCCGCCAAACAUGACUUGCGGCCAAUACCUCGCCCCUUACCUCCAAGUGGCGCCCGGGACGUUGUACAACCCGGCAGCCACGAGGAACUGUGAAUACUGCGCCCUGUCUCUAGCGGACCAGUAUUUGGAGCCUCGUGGCAUCGCGUGGGGCCAACGCUGGCGCAACUUUGGCCUCGUCUGGGCGUAUGUGGUGUUCGAUCUCGUCAUGAUCCCCCUGCUCUACUACAACUUCCGGAUGAAGAAGUGGCGCGGCAAGGUUGGAGCGAGUAAAAAACGGAGGGGCUUGAAUACGACUUACUCUUGGAUCCGUACGAUUGGAAGGCUUUGUCGAAGGCUCCUUACCGGGCGUCGGGAGAAGCUGCCCUUGGAAAAGCGCGCUGAGAAUCCCCGCGUGUACUAA
Molecule: messenger RNA, 4362 nt
Organism: Fonsecaea multimorphosa CBS 102226
Lineage: Eukaryota; Fungi; Ascomycota; Eurotiomycetes; Chaetothyriales; Herpotrichiellaceae
Exons: 11
Coding region: 1-4362 (1453 amino acids)
Biological process (GO): transmembrane transport
Cellular component (GO): membrane
Molecular function (GO): ABC-type transporter activity; ATP binding; ATP hydrolysis activity
Source: RefSeq, a predicted model, not a curated record